CCAGCCUGUCGCUGUCGCGGGACAAGAAGGCCCCGGGGCCGGGCGAAGGGGCGGUGACUGAAGCGGAGGAAGCCUGGGGCUUCUCCGGGAGCCCUGGCUUUGGUCGGGGGACACUCCCCGUUGCCCCAGGCAGGAGGCGGCCCUGCGCCUGGCCUGGCCCGGGCCGGCGCUUUGGACCUAUCGUACCCCGCGCUCCGCUGCUCCUCCUUCAUGGGGCGGCUGGCCGGCUGUUUUGUAGGCCCAGGCGGACGGGGACGGCUCCUCGAGGUCGCGUUGGUGAGCUUGCCGGCCAGAGAGGCCGUGACGUGGACAGAGGUCGGGCUGGAGGAGCCGGACGGGCAGGAGGAGGAGGAGGAGAAACGACCGCUUCGCCUUGAAUUUACGGAAGUAAUAGGUUAAGCAAAGACAUUGCUAUUCCAUCUGGACAUCCAUUCAUUGUUCUGCUUGCCUGCCUGGAAGUUUGCAGCUGAAAUUGUAUUAAGGAGUUGCUUCUGGAAUUGUUCGAAAAAACUAGUAUCUGUGCACUUUCCAGUUAACGAAUACAGGAUACUUUAUAUUCAGGAGUACAGAAAAACCAACAAAGUGGAGUCAAGUACAUGCAGCAGCUUCAUGGGCUUGAAAGAUCAUUUGGGGCAUGACCUAGGCCACCUCUAUGAGGACACUACACAGACUCAAAUAAAUGUAAUUGCACCUUGGUCAAUGGUAGAGAAACCUACAAUGGAUAAAAUUAACUCUAGGAAGGAGGAUGCUAACAAGGAGACUUCUGAAGAAACUGCAAGUUCCAGUUGUGAUUCUGAAGAGAGCACAAAUUCUGAUAAUGAAUCAGAACAGCCAACUGCAACUGGAACAGAACCAUGCUUCUUACCUAAGACACACAGACAGCUGUGCAGGUCUCCUUGCUUAGAACCACAUAUAUUGAAGCGUAAUGAAAUUUUGCAAGACCUUAAACUGGAGGAAGCUCAGAUAGCAUCUAAAGAAAUUAAGAAGCCUCCUGAUGUGGUGAAAGAAUAUCAAACUAAACUGGAGUUUGCACUUAAAUUAGGUUACUCUGAAGAACAGGUUCAGCUUGUUCUGACUAAGCUUGGUACUGAUGCUUUAAUCAAUGAUAUAUUAGGAGAACUUGUCAAACUUGGAAAUAAAACUGAGACAGAUCAAAGUGUAAGUAUCAUUCACACCAGCAUAAUGCGAGAAGCAUCUUCGGUCGAGUCUCAGAGAUCUGACUCUCCCCUUCAGGAGGAUGUGCCAGUGGAUGGUGAUAACCUGAGACCAAUAGUUAUUGAUGGCAGCAAUGUGGCAAUGAGCCAUGGAAACAAAGAAGUAUUCUCAUGUCGAGGGAUAAAACUGGCAGUGGACUGGUUUUUGGAAAGAGGCCACAAAGAUGUCACGGUGUUUGUGCCAGCAUGGAGAAAAGAACAGUCCCGACCGGAUGCUCUCAUUACAGAUCAAGAAAUCUUGCGUAAAUUAGAAAAAGAAAAAAUUCUUGUGUUCACCCCAUCCCGCCGUGUACAGGGGAGAAGGGUGGUGUGCUAUGAUGACAGAUUCAUAGUGAAGUUGGCCUUUGAGUCAGAUGGUAUAAUUGUAUCUAACGAUAACUACAGGGAUCUAGCUAAUGAAAAGCCAGAGUGGAAGAAGUUCAUUGAUGAACGGCUGCUGAUGUAUUCAUUUGUCAAUGACAAAUUCAUGCCUCCUGAUGAUCCUCUUGGCCGCCAUGGACCAAGUCUGGAUAAUUUUCUGAGGAAGAAACCUGUUGUACCUGAACAUAAAAAGCAGCCAUGUCCAUAUGGGAAGAAAUGCACUUAUGGACACAAAUGCAAAUACUACCAUCCAGAACGAGGGAAUCAGCCUCAGAGGUCAGUAGCUGAUGAACUCCGUGCCAUGUCUAGAAACACAGUGGCCAAAGCUGCUAGCGAAGGAGGGCUGGUGAAAAGCAACAGUGUUCCUUGUAGCACUAAGAUAGAUAGCACUUCAGAUCUCAAGCGAGCUGCUCCAAAGAGGCAAUCCGAUCCUAGUAUAAGGACUCAAGUCUACCAAGACUUGGAGGAAAAGCUUCCCACCAAAAACAAGUUGGAAACCAGGUCUGUACCUUCUUUAGUUAGUAUACCGAAUUCUGCUGCUGCAAAACCCCAAAGUACUGCACCUUUAAGCAAUGGCCUUCCAUCUGGAGUUCAUUUCUCGCCUCAGGAUCAAAGACCACAGGGACUGUAUCCUCCAGUGAUUGUGGGAACCAAAAAUCAUGGAACGCCAAUGCCUUAUGAGCAGUAUCCCAAAUGUGAGUCUCCUGUGGAUGUAGGCUACUAUACUAUGAUGAGUGCAUAUUCAAACCUAAGCAUCUCUGGUCCACGAAGCCCUGAAAGGCGAUUCUCUCUGGAUACAGAUUACAGAAUUAGUUCUGUAGCCUCUGACUGUAGUAGUGAAGGGAGCAUGAGCUGUGGCAGCAGUGAUUCCUACAUGGGCUACAGUGAUCGAUCCUAUAUGAGUUCUCCUGAUCCCCAGCUGGAAGAGAAUUUAAAGUGCCAACAUAUGCAUCCCCAUAGCCACCUCAAUUCACAGCCCUUCCUGCAGGGUUACCACGAUACACUAACCAGAGUGCAAAGUUACAGUCACGAAGAACCAAAGCAUCAUCACAAGCCUCCCCUUUCUUACAUGGCUGUGCAUCUUCAACAUCCCAGCGUUGGUGCCCGUUCUAGUUGUCCCAGUGACUACCCCGCUUCUCUGAAUUCACAACCCUCAAAGAGCAUGCAUCUGGGGAGAGCCCUCGUGUCCACGAGGGUAGACAGCAUAUCAGACUCGCGUUUGUACGAUAAUUCUCCAUUAAGGCAAAGAAAAGCAUACUCUGCCCAGGAUGGGCUUGGUAGCUGGGAUAGGCAGGGCUAUGGGGUUGAUGCGUACGGCUAUCGCCAAACUUACUCUUUGCCCAGUAACUCCAGCCAGCCAUGUUACGAGCAGUUUGCCUUCCAAAGCUUACCUGAGCAGCAAGAUCAGCCUUGGCGGAUACCUUACUGCGGAAUGCCACAGGACCCUCCAAGGUAUCAGGACAGCCGCGAAAAGGUUUACAUAAACCUGUGCAACAUUUUCCCCCCAGACCUUGUGAGAAUCGUCAUGAAAAGGAAUCCUCACAUGACAGACGCUCAGCAGCUCGCUGCAGCCAUUUUAGUGGAAAAAUCUCAGCUAGGGUAUUGACAACAAUGAUGCAUCUUUGUGGUGUCUUAUUAGUUCAGUUUCAGCUGUAAUGCUGAGGGAGGUUUGCUACAAUAGCAUUUGUGAUCUCCUUCUCAGCAAGGAGGUCAUCUAGUAAUCCAUUUAUGUGAAAUACUGUGCCAUGGAAUCCGUAUGUACAACCCCAUGCAUUGGAAGUAACAGGAUCUGCUAGAAAUGCUCACCUGAUUUUUUUUUAAUCUCUUAACUGGAAGCUCUUUCCAGUUUAAUAUAUUAUUAUAUCUGUCGUCUCUAGAUAAGAAUCUUUGGUGCAUUGGGGGUUUUAUAUGCAGCACUUUCUAAUAUUGUUACUUGUUUAUUAAAUUAUUGGGUGUUUUGUCCUCCAAGUGUAAAUGUUUUUUUAAUAGCUGCAGAAACUGAAGAGGAUUUUAUGCACCCAGCAAACGGUUUUAUCAAGCCAAGCUUCUUAGGAACUAUUUUGCAAUUAAGUUAUUUAAUUUUAUUGUGUGAUUUUAUUUGUGCAUUUUAUUUAUAGAAAACAAAGGUCUUCUACAGCACUGACUUUAUUUUUUAUGUGUGAAUUACCAGUUUUGAAACUGAAGUGGGUAACAAUAUAUUAGUACUUUAUAGUAUGGCACUUUUUCAUUUGUUUGGUUUGGGGUUUUAUUUGAAAUUAUUUGUUUAUUACUGUUAAUUUUGGUGCAAGCAGAAGCAAUCAUUAGGGGAAAAACCUGCUAUCACUAAUUUAUUAUGUAGAACGUAAAAGCCUUACGUGCAGGUUUGGAAGAUAGUGAGCUUGUCCAACUCACAGUUGUCUAAAAUUAAGCUACCAAUAUAUCACUUUAGGCAACAACAUUAUCCAGUUGAUGGACACACUUUGAUUCAUCAGAAAUGGCAACAAAACAGAGAUUUGUUUUAGGUGUAUCUCUUGCUCUUCUAAUUCAUGCACAGGUAUACUGGACAAAAUGUUUUUUUCAUAAAAAAUAGCUGUUUUUAAUGAAAUGAAUUGUUCUCAAUGCAAUUUUUGUAUAUAAGAUACUGUGUAUUUUUCAUGCUAUUUAUCAAGGCUGGCCUAAGAAGGUUUUAUGUUGUGUGGACGAUAUGCAACACUUUUUAUUGACUGCACUGUAGUAAUAGUAUUACAGCCAAGAAUGGUCCAUUCUUUUUUUUUCCCUUUGGUGAAAUACUGUAGAUGUUCUCAGCGUUAGUUUGUCUGGCCUGUUGUAUUAUGUAGGCCUGAUUCUUUUCACAAACAAUGUAGUUUUAGAAGCAGACAGAACCGUCUCUUCUAGUAUGAAUAAGGGAGAUUUCUGGUUUAAGUCGUGGGUUCUGCUAGCUCUUUUAAAAUGUAAUAUUACAUAGAUUAGUUACUAGUAGAUAUCUCAGUCAGUGACUUCUCUGUAGGCAUUGUGAUCAGCUGCUUACACACUAGGAUUCCCUGCGGAACAACACACUGUGAUGAUUCCCAAGUUUACAAUAUUAUUGUGGAUACCUGGGUGCACAGCUGCAACUUGAAGACCCCGUAGAACCAGAAAGUACCUUUAACUGUUGAUACAAAUUGUAUCUUUAACUAUGAGAACUAUUUUAAUGUAUAGAUCUAACUUUAAAAAAACACAUGCAGAAAUGUGUAAAGAUGAUUUUAGACUUUUGGGCAACAUUUUAUCUCUUAUUUUAAAAAGGGUAGAGUUCAAAUCCCAAAAUUGCAUAUAGGCAAAUAGUUGGGUGGUUAUGACACAUACAGCGGUUUUUCUAUGUAACUAUCCCUCACCUUCUUUUUCCUUAAAAUAAUUGUUAAGUGAUGUAAUAUAUAAAAAUAAUGGUAAAAUGCUGCCUAAAAAGAAUGUCCAAGCACCUUUUUCACUACUCAUGCAGCACUGUGUGUUGCAAGAAGUAGGAUUUUGGUAUACAGUAAAUGCUCCUGCAAAGCAUUGUGCUUAUAGAUGUAUCCAAUAAUCUGAACCAUGUUCAGCAACUUUAAUUCAGGAGUUACUCUUCUACACAUAUUCCACUGUUGACUAACAAGACAGGAUCUCUGUUCUGUUGGGUCAGCCUUCCCCAGUCUGGCUUCCCCAAUGAUGACCAGAGUUGUAAUCUAACACCUUCGGUUGGUACUGGGUAGGAGAACCUGCAUUAGAUUCAUUUCCCUUCCUGUAGGUUUAUUCUGUCCGUUUCUCCUGAAGAGGAACUUGUUUUCCUGUCCAUUUCUUUUCUUCCCCUCCACCCCAUUCUUGCAUGCCUUUGUGAAAUAUGUGUGAACAGAAAGGUUUUAUAUUACAUAUUUCUUCUUGAGUGCCCCAUCCCUACAAUUGAAUGAAAUUUGCACAGAAGCAUGGCUCAUUUGUUACAGUGGGUAUCUGCAGAAAAGUUUCCUAAUAGUCUAUUCCAACAGGUGAUAAUUGAUUCAUGUGUUGCUUGUGGCUUAUAAUGUAACUCUGCAUUUAUACUGUAUUCUUUAAUUCAUGUGUCUCUCUGGGUUCCUGCCACUAGGGACUUCAAAAUGCAAAAUCAUAUCUUCUUGAAUAGAAUCACGUGAUCCCCCACCCCCAGUUGGUUGAUAGUGCACUUCAUGUAUAGGCUUGACCAUUUCCUACUGACUGUGAAAAAGGGGUUGCUUGUGCACUGCCUGAGCUAUUGACAUGUAUGUGUAAUGAAGGAUGGAUUUAAAUAUAUAUCAGAUGACAAACUUACAGGACUAGAGAGUGCAGAACUCAAAGCAGUUCUAUUUUGGUGUUACCCUUGGUUGUUGACCUCUGUUCUUUAAUCUUGGCCUUCUUUAUGCACCAUUAAAAGUGGAUACAAAAAGCCCCAGUUACACUGUGUUCUGCUGCAGUAGCUUUCCCACACUUGCUUUAUACUUCGCAAGGCCCUCUAUGCUUUGAAGGCACACUACAUGAUAAGAAAUGGUUCGCUUGGCCUUCACUUUUCCAACUCUAAACAAAUCCUAACCUUCAAAAUGGAUUAGGCUAGGUCCAACAGCAGCAAGCCAUUCCCUGUUGCAAGAAUUCUUUUAGAAAGCUUUUCCAAUGACCAACAUGUAUUUAAGUACCAAAAUUAAUUUUCUAAGUGGGGAUUGUGUGGCAUCUUUCACCAUCUUGUUGGUGUUAAUUCUUUCUAUUACAGACCUCUUAUUAUUGACAGCAUUUUUUAGUUUGUUUCCUCUUCCUCCUCAAAAAGUUGUUCUUCCCAGACUCUACUCUAAUAGGAUUACAGAAAGGAUAAACCAGUGCUGGAGCAAAGAACAGUGGCAAUACUAGGUAAAUUUUGUGGAUUUUAUGUCAAUUACUUGAUGCAAGUAUUAGGUAGAAUUCAAAUACGCACAAGCACAAACACCUGCACUCAUUGUGCUUAAAUGGAAAGUUUGACUUCACGCCUGUAUAGGAGAAGCCUGGGAGAAGACUUUCGUAUCUCAAGGAGAGCUGCCCUGACCUGGAGCCUGAAGGCAUUUCCAAGAGCAGCUGAUAGAACGGGGUGCUUAAAAGGCCCUGUGUGGACUGGAAAUCCUUGUACAGAAGCCGUGGAUGCAGGCUUAUGUAACUGCAAAGUCAAAACAUGUGCUAUACCAUUUUAGGAGUCAAAUAUGGGCUUGCUUUAAGUGAUCACAGUAGAUGAAUUUAGUGGAAAAAUUUGGGCCUUGCUGAACACUGAAAAUGGAACUGACUCUUUUGUGUCUUUUCUAUUAUUUGAAUGCACUUAACAAAUGGGAUGUAAAUUAACUGAAAACUCUGAAGUAUGUGAAAUUUGAGUAGAUAGGCAUGUCUUCAUGUAUGUAGUUACACAGCAUUAUAUUUAUAACUCAGCCAGCCAGCUAGAACACUUUAUUAAAUCUGGCUAUGACAAAGUGUUUUUAAAACUUUCAAAGCACAUUAUCACAUGAUCAAAGCACGGUGCCAGUUUGUUUACUUCCUAACCUGACUCCAGAGGCAUUGCAAUCAAGUACACAGGUAUCUGAGAUUAAAUCCCAUUGAACUCUGUGGGGUAUAUUUCUGAGCAGACUUGCACAGUUACUCUGCUUUGAUAACUUUUAACAAGUUACGACAGUAUUAACUAUCUCCUCACAGCUGUGUAUCUUCAGUAUUAUCCUUUUAUUAGCCAUGCCAAAAACUAGUGAUCCAGCGGAAGGUUGUGUGGCCAUGACGAUUCCUUUUUCUCUCUAUCCAACAUACACUAGAAUAUCAUAUUGAAUCUAAUGACAGCUAAUUAAUAGAGAAUAUUGAUUAAGAUUUCAGCAUGGAUUAGGUUCUCCAAGUAUUUUCUGCUAUCCUGGCUGUUGGGACAUCUAGUCUCUGUAACAGUAUUUUCCAAACAUUCUAAAAUGUGACUGUAAAUUGUUUAUUCCGCCAUGUCCCUGUAAUUAUCUUUACUCCCCGUCCUUCUAAAAAAAUUAGUUACUCUGAUCCAAAGUUGAAAAAGUGGAAGGCUUCAGACUGGAAGAUGCAGCUGAAAUGGAGAGUUGGGUUAGAUUCUGGAGAGUAUAAUGUCAAAAAGUAGAGAUACCAUAGAAGACCUCACACAGCAAAACUCAAAACUAUAUGCUGGGCAUAUGUAUCACGUCAAUUCAGAAUGCCUUCAUGGUAUCUCAAGAUAAAACCAAAUAUACUAUUCUUGUAAAGCAUUUAUUUCUUCCAGAUGUUAGAUUCCUCUGAGUUAGGAUUUUUAAACUGUAAGGGUUGAAUCCAGACUUAAUCUGAGAGUAGACCCUAUUAAAAAAUCAGUUGGACUUAAUAUAGUAAUUAUUGACUUGUCCUGUUAUAGGUCUCUUCUAACUAUGACCUAAGUCUGGCUACAAUCCUAGCAGUGUGUUUUGCACAAGUUGUACUGAUUCUGUUUAGCCUCCCUCAUAACACUGCUAGACUUUAAUUUGCCUUCUGAGAGUUUCGUUUAAAUUUGAUUUAAGAGCUUGGAUUUACACUUGCAGCUGGAUGAGGUCGUGAGGAGGAACAUUAGCUUUAUGGCUGAAAAGGAAACAUUAAGACUCCCCUCUUUGCUGUCCUGGUCUUUUCCACGCUAAAAGAUGGUGGUUUUCUAACAAAAAGUUAGAAAAUGUACAGUGUGAAUUUUUAUAAUGUGGGUAUUCACAGCAUCAUUACCAAAUCACUGCAACUUUCUGAAGCACCCGUGAAAAUUCUGCUUGUUGUACUGAUGUAAGUCAGCAAUAAAGCAGUUUAAAUCUGUCUCAAGUUAAUCUAAGACAAAGCAAAGCUUUGGAUGUAUGUUGUAUUAAUUGUCAAUGUGAAUUAAAAUGAAACAUAACUUUGAACUGA
Messenger RNA from Varanus komodoensis (Komodo dragon), 8417 nucleotides. RefSeq names its product zinc finger CCCH-type containing 12C (gene ZC3H12C). The coding region runs from base 610 to 3180 and encodes 856 amino acids. The record is from RefSeq and is a predicted model, not a curated record. Gene Ontology annotation, molecular function: mRNA binding; metal ion binding; RNA endonuclease activity. Lineage: Eukaryota; Metazoa; Chordata; Lepidosauria; Squamata; Varanidae. The transcript has 7 exons. Gene Ontology annotation, cellular component: cytoplasmic ribonucleoprotein granule; nucleus.